AUGGUUAAUGGAAAAUGUGGGAAGCACUAUCCAAAGAGAUUUCAUGAUAAAACAUCAAUAGAUGAAGAUGGGUUCCCUAUAUAUAUGCGACGAAAUGGUGGUCGAUAUAUCUUGAAGAAUGGUAGCCAACUUGAUAGUCGGUAUGUGGUCCCAUACAAUAGACAUCUUUUGAUAAAAUAUGAUGCCCAUAUUAAUGUUGAGCUUUGCAAUCGUUCUAGAUCAAUUAAAUAUCUUUUCAAAUAUAUCAACAAAGGUCAUGAUCGAGUUAGAGCAGUCAUCUCUAAUGUAGAAAACUUUGAUAACAUUUCAACAAGUUCAAUGCACUUUCGUGAUGAAAUUAAAGAGUAUCCUGAUUGUAGAUAUAUUUCUCCAUCAGAGGCUUCGUGGAGAAUUUUCAAGUUUAAUAUGUUUUUUAGAGAACCAGCAGUCGAACGCCUUUCCUUUCACCUCCAUGGGCAACAAACAAUAUAUUUUCCAGAAUCUAUGCGUAUUUCUACCAUUUUAAAUAGAGAAGGAAUUGAAACCACGAUGUUCACAGAGUGGAUGAAAAUGAACUCUGUAGACAUGGAAGCUCGACAACUAACAUAUGCAGAAUUUCCUACUAAAUAUGUUUGGAACAAGACUAGCAAAAAGUGGACCAGACGGAAAAAUGGAAGGUGUGUUGGAAGAAUAUAUUAUGUUCCUCCCACAAGUGGAGAAAAAUUUUAUUUACGAAUGCUCUUAAACAAAGUACGAGGCAGUCGAUCAUUCGAAGAUAUUAAAACUGUUAAUGGGUUUGUACAUCUAACUUAUAAGGACGCGUGUUAUGCCCUUGGUUUACUAGAGGAUGAUAAAGAAUUUGAUGAUUGUAUUAAAGAAGCAGCAGCAUGGGGUACUGGAAUUCAACUACGCCAUCUCUUCUCAACAAUUUUACUGAAUUGUACUGUUAUUAAUCCAGGUUUGCUUUGGGAAUCUAAUUCGAAGUUACUUUCUGAAGAUAUUUUAUACAGGCAACGCCGACUACUAAACUUCCCCGACCUCCAUUUGUCAGAUGACCAAUUAAAAAACUAUGCGCUUUCAGAGAUACAAAAACAUCUUAGAAAGGUCGGCAAGUCUUUGGAAGAUUACAAAGGAAUGGCCAUUCCCAAUAGCAAUGUAAUUGAGGAACUGAACAACCGACUUAUUACGGAGGAGCUAAAUUAUGAUAUGUUAAAAAUGCAUGAAGAAUACUCUCAGUUGCUACACGGUCUUAAUUCAGAUCAAAAGGCAAUUCAUGAUUUUGUGCUUCAAUCAAUUACCUUGAACUUUGGAAAGUUAUUCUUUGUGUAUGGUUCUGGUGGAACGGGAAAAACUUACCUUUGGCGAACACUGCUUGCAAAAUUAAGAUCGGAAGGUAAGAUUGCUCUAGCUGUUGCAACUUCUGGCAUUGCUACUCUAUUACUACCGGGUGGCCGAACUGCACAUUCUAGAUUUCAAUUACCUUUGAAUCCAAAUGAGGCUUCAACAUGUUCAAUCAAUAAAGGCACACAUCUUGCUGAAUUAAUUAUGCAAACAUCUUUAAUUAUUUGGGAUGAGGCACCCAUGGCCAACAAAUAUUGCUUUGAGGCAGUAGAUCGAUCACUUCGUGAUAUUAUGAAAGGAAUCAAAGAAGACUACGGUUUGAAACCAUUUGGUGGAAUAACUACUGUAUUGGGUGGUGACUUUCGUCAUAUUUUACCUGUAGUUCGAAAAGGUGAUAGGCAUGAUAUGAUCCAAGCUUGCAUAAAAAGUUCAUAUCUUUGGAAUUCAUGUGAGGUUCAUUUGCUACGUCAAAAUAUGCGUCUACAAUCAAAUGAGUUGGACUCAAUCUCAAAAGAUGCAAUGCAAAACUUCGCAGAUUGGAUACUUGACGUAGGUGAUGGAAAACAAUGCUCAGAUAUCGGAGAAUCAUGGAUAUCAAUAGAACAAAACUUGAUGCUCCCAAAAUCACAUGAUGAUUUUCAAUCUAUAGUUGAUGCUAUUUAUCCAAAUUUAAAUAGCCACAUUGGGGACACAGAUUACCUUGUGUCGCGGGCUAUCUUGACACCUACAAAUGAAAUAGUUGACGAUAUAAAUCAACGCAUUUUGAAUAAUUUCACAGGCGAAGAAAUGAUAUAUUUAUCAUCAGACUCAAUUUGUAAGGCAGAUUUCAAUAUUCAAGAUCAAGAUCUUCUUUACCCUACUGAGUUUUUGAAUACACUCAAAUUUUCGGGUUUGCCAUCACAUAUUUUAAGGCUUAAAAAAGGAGCAGUAGUUAUGUUAAUGAGAAAUUUGAAUCAAGGAGCUGGGCUAUGUAAUGGUACAAGAAUGAAAAUUACACAACUUGGAAAAUGGUUUAUGGAAGGAGAGGUGUUGAGUGGAUCUAUCAUUGGAGAUAAAGUUCUCAUUCCAAGAAUAUCUUUGUCGCCUUCAGAAUCCAAUUGGCCUUUUAUUCUUAAUCGAAGACAGACAAUCGUUGCAGCACGUUGGAUUAUAUUUGCCUAA
This is a messenger RNA of Cicer arietinum (chickpea), 2481 nucleotides long. Lineage: Eukaryota; Viridiplantae; Streptophyta; Magnoliopsida; Fabales; Fabaceae. The record is from RefSeq and is a predicted model, not a curated record.